Rattus norvegicus (Norway rat) is the source of this 935-nucleotide messenger RNA. RefSeq lists its product as uncharacterized. NCBI's taxonomy places the organism in Eukaryota, Metazoa, Chordata, Mammalia, Rodentia, Muridae. Gene Ontology annotation, molecular function: small molecule binding. The record is from RefSeq and is a predicted model, not a curated record.
AGAGGCAGUCAUGAGGAAGGCUAAUUCUACAAAUUAGCUCAUCUAUUCACAUCGAUCCAAAUAAAACUGCAAUCUCUUGACUGAGAUAUUGGUGCAUGUUGGGAAGGGCAAGAUACUGCCCCAGAACCACCCUACAGGACAAGCAGCAGCAGCAGCUGAGAGGCCAGGAGCACAGAGCUGAGCUGGACCAUGCAGCUGCUGACACUCACUGCAGGGCUGGGGCUGCUCUCCUUGGUUGGAGCCAUGAUGCCUAAUUUAACUCCUGCCCAUACUGAGCAGCUCUUAGGCAAGUGGCACAUAAAGCGCUGGGCAGGAGACAUGCCUAUCCCUGAAUGGAGAUGGAAGGACCCACUGCCUCCCUUCACCUUCGAAAGAAACGGUCUUGACGAGCUGGAGUUCAGGAUGAACCUGACGAAACCCAUUGGCUGUAUUCAGUACAAGCUGCCUCUGUAUGAGGGGGAGGACCCUGGCACAUUCCUCACGUGGUGGAGGCAUGUCAUCUACAUCCACUUCCUGCCCGGGAAGAGCUUCGCCAUUGCCUACUACAGGGGCAAAAUGAACUAUCAGUACUACCAGAUGAUGAUGCUCAUGGGCCGCACCCUGAAAGCUGACCUAGAUGCUCUGAGGGUCUUCAAGAUGUUUAUGAUAAGUAAAAUGGGGGAAAAAGCCAAGACAAAGAAGCCUCCUCACGCUGACGCCUGUGAGUUGCCCAGAGAUUCCUAACACAGGAGGAGCAUCUCAGAGACCGUGUAGCAGCAGGAGUAGGGAUCCGCCACGUGCCUUCCGUCUUGGUCACAACACUUAGUGCUGAGAAAGGAAAAGGCAGGGCCAAUCGCCCACAUCUCUUCCCAACAGGAAAUAAAUAAAUAAAUAAAUAAAUAAAUAAAUAAAUAAAUAAAUGUGCUCAGUGUACCUGGGCCAUGUGUGUCACAUAA